GGAGCGACGAGGCGCCGGCGCGGGUGAGGUGCGAGGCGAAGCGUGCAACGCGCAUCUUGGAGAAGCGACAAGUGGUGGCAGAGAACCACUUGUUGAUCUGUUUCAGGACGUUAAGUCGGAGUGCAGCAGAAAAUGGCCACUGAACAAACUUCAUGGACAAGCCUGUCCACUAUUCAAAAAAUAGCCUUGGGCCUUGGGAUCCCAGCAAGUGCAACAGUCGCCUACAUCCUAUACCGCCGAUAUAGGGAAAGCAGAGAAGAGCGAUUUACAUUUGUUGGAGAAGAUGACAUCGAGAUAGAGAUGCGAGUUCCCCAGGAGGCUGUGAAGCUCAUCAUUGGUCGACAAGGAGCCAAUAUUAAACAGCUGCGGAAGCAGACAGGUGCUCGGAUUGAUGUGGACACAGAGGAUGUAGGUGAUGAGCGAGUGCUGCUGAUCAGCGGGUUUCCUGUGCAGGUGUGCAAGGCCAAGGCAGCAAUCCAUCAGAUCCUGACAGAGAACACCCCAGUGUCUGAGCAACUCUCAGUGCCCCAGAGAUCUGUGGGCAGAAUCAUAGGGAGAGGUGGCGAGACUAUUCGCUCUAUCUGUAAGGCCUCUGGAGCCAAAAUCACUUGUGACAAAGAAUCGGAGGGAACCUUACUACUUUCAAGACUUAUAAAAAUCUCAGGAACACAGAAGGAAGUGGCAGCAGCCAAGCAUCUGAUACUGGAGAAAGUUUCAGAGGAUGAAGAGCUUCGGAAAAGAAUUGCCCAUUCUGCAGAAACCAGAGUCCCACGAAAGCAGCCGAUCAGUGUGCGAAGAGAGGAAGUGGCAGAGCCAGGUGGAGCUGGCGAAGCAGCUUUAUGGAAGAAUACCGACUCCAGCGUGGAGCCAGCGGCACCCCUGGAGGCUCCUCUCUGCAAAGGAGGUGGUGAUAUGGCUGUUACUGGACCAAAAGAAGCUUCCUGGGAGAAACCAAAUGAUGAAAACUUUCAGUAUUCUGAUGCCCUGAGCAAUCCAGAGACGUCCAUGUUUGAAAUUCCUAGUACUGACUUCAGUUCUGAUGAGUACCGUGAAGUAUAUGUUUCUGCUUCUGAACACCCCAACCACUUCUGGAUCCAAAUCAUUGACUCCUACAGCCUCCAGUUGGAUAAACUUAUCAGCGAGAUGACCCAGCAUUAUAACAGUACUCUGCCUGAAGACUUGAUUCUGCAUGUAGGAGACAUUGUAGCAGCACAUUUAAAUCUAGAUGGCUGCUGGUAUCGAGCCCAGAUUCUUGGUACCUUGGAAAGUGGGAAUUUGGACCUCUACUUUGUUGACUUUGGAGAUAAUGGAGAUUCCCCAGUGGAGUCUCUCAGAACUCUCAGGAGUGACUUUCUAAGCCUUCCGUUUCAAGCAAUAGAGUGCAGUCUAGCACGGAUUGCCCCCUCAGGUGAGCAGUGGGAAGAGGCAGCGCUAGAUGAGUUUGAAAGACUCACUCACUGUGCUGGCUGGAAGCCUCUUGUGGCCAAGCUCUCCAGCGAUGCCCAGACUGGAAUAUCAACUUGGCCACAAAUCUAUUUAUAUGAUACCAGCAAUGGGAAGAAACUUGAUAUUGGGCUAGAAUUAGUUCGUAAAGGAUAUGCAAUAGAACUUCCUGAAGACAAAGAAGAAAACAGAACUGCCCCAGAUAUGUUGAAGGACAUGGCCGCAGAAACAGAUGAUGAGACCAAAAGUAGCCCAGUAGAGAUACCAGAUACCCUGACCAUCCUCAACGUAACAGAAGGCGAAGGCUCUAUGUCGUCUGAUAUCCUUGAUGACAUAAUCUGGUAUUAAGUCUGGGCCGCAGCUGUUGGACCAGCCAUCUGCUUUUUACUGAUUUGGUGCCAGGAGAGGAAUCUAUGACAGAUCCAUGAAGUCCUUUAUUUCAAAUGGUGUGGCUUGCUCUGGAUCAAAUACGUUUUCUGUUCCAUUGGACCUACCACAAAGUGAUAGAUGGAGACAAAUAGAUUUCUCCUUCACUCCUGGCUCCUCUCCAUCUUUCCGUGUGUGAAUGCUGCUGUGAAUUCCCAGCCUCAUUUCUGACUCACCUUCCCAGGUGACUAUAGUAGUAGGAAGUGUUUGGACUCAAGACCGGAGUCGUCAGGAAACAAAUGGAAAUUGGCAUAUGUUUAAAAGCCUCGCAGAGAGUACUAUUCUCACUCUCAGUGCUGAGGUGACUGGAGAUAGUUCUUUUGAAAUAGUCCUUCAGCUAUUUCUUUUUGAACUUUAAAAUACAGGUAGAAGAAAUGGAGAGGUAGCAGGAAAUGCUGUAAAUUUCUAGCAUGUU
Molecule: messenger RNA, 2284 nt
Organism: Microtus oregoni (creeping vole)
Lineage: Eukaryota; Metazoa; Chordata; Mammalia; Rodentia; Cricetidae
Product: tudor and KH domain-containing protein-like
Exons: 14
Coding region: 133-1791 (552 amino acids)
Biological process (GO): spermatogenesis
Molecular function (GO): RNA binding
Source: RefSeq, a predicted model, not a curated record